Messenger RNA from Ciona intestinalis (vase tunicate), 1774 nucleotides. Its product is annotated as mitochondrial import inner membrane translocase subunit Tim17-B-like. Gene Ontology annotation, molecular function: transmembrane protein transporter activity. Gene Ontology annotation, cellular component: TIM23 mitochondrial import inner membrane translocase complex. Gene Ontology annotation, biological process: protein import into mitochondrial matrix. The record is from RefSeq and is a predicted model, not a curated record. NCBI's taxonomy places the organism in Eukaryota, Metazoa, Chordata, Ascidiacea, Phlebobranchia, Cionidae.
GCCCUGGAUUUUAUUGACUACAAUAGUAAGCGGGAACGACUCGCGAAAGAAAGAGAGUGUAUUACCUCUCUCAUUUACCGACAUUGGAGAUGCGCGUUCUACUCUUUUUUAUUUCUGUGGGCAUACGCACGUUGGCUGAUAGAGUCAUAAACACACAAAGACAUACGUCAUAAUCGUGAGAGAACGUAAGAAAAAGGCAGCUAGUUCUCAGCCGUUUAGUUUAGUUUCUAUCCAAGCGCAUUUACAAACAGGAAAAGUUAUCAAGUCUUGCAGCGAUUUUUACGCGCUUUAUUAUAUUUUUGCGCGGAUUGAUAUUUUUUUUUGCGGAUUGCUAGUAAUACCGCGAAAAUUGCGCGGAUUUUUAACCAAUUUUGAAAAUUAAAUCCUCCGCGCACGACAUAUUUUCCAGUCUGGUACACAGGUUAGUGGUUAACCCAAUUUUCAACCAUUACUGCUAAGUGCUAACCCGUAGACACAUUUUUAAUCUUUUUAUUCGCCAUUUAAGUAUAUAUAUAUCGAAUAAGAAUAAUAUUUUUUAUUGGGUGGUAUUUAUAUUGAAGAGUCCGAACUUGUUUUUGCACAUAAAAACUGUUUUUGCUUGAAUUUGGGUAUUUUUUGCGGGUUUUGUUUAACAAUUAUGUUGCAUACACAUAUUUUCCAAGGUGUGUAGCUGUUAGUUGUAAUGCUCAAAUAAUUAAAACUUUAACAUUAAUAUGGAUUAUACAAGAGAUCCGUGUCCAUGGAGAAUCUUAGAUGAUUGUGGUGGAGCUUAUACGCUUGGGUUCUUGGGUGGAGGUUUGGUUUCCAUGGUGGGUGGAGCAAGAAAUGCACCAAAAGGGAUAUCCAACAGGUUGCUGGGAGCGAUGGCUAAUGCAAGGAUAAAAACACCCCGGACUGCUGGUAGCUUUGGUGUAUGGGGACUUACGUUUUCACUGUGCGACUGUUCAUUAGUUGCUCUGCGGCAAAAAGAAGAUCCUUGGAACUCCAUAUUAAGUGGCGCUGGUACAGGUUUCAUUCUAGCGAUAAGACAAGGGAUGGCUCCAGCAAUUGGUUCAGCUGCCAUCGGUGGUGUGUUGUUAGCACUGAUUGAAGGAGUUGGAAUAGCAUUAAAUCGAUUUCAAGCAGAUAUGUACAAACCUGUAGCUCCACAAUUUGAUGAUCAAUCUCUUUCCGGUGGAAUACAAAACUUACAAUAAAUUGUUGUUGAAAUUGUUUUUAUUUAUUAUUUGUAACAUGUAAUUACUACAAAACACUUUGUUUCCACAAUAGGCAAGUUAAUAUGUCCAUGCUGUUUAACCGUAUUUUUUCAGGUAGUAUUACCAACCACUUACAUAUUAUCUUUCAAAAAGUCAAUAAACUGUCCACUUUUAUUACCUGUGAAUAAGGAAACAACAAUAAGCAAUGUCUAAGUGUAUGACAGAGUAGCAAAUGUUUACUUUUGUUUUGGAAUUUAUAAUUAAUCUUUUUUUAAAUAAGGAAUCCGCUGAUUAGUUUAUGGUAAACUUAAAAAUAAGAUGUCACAAUUUGUCUUUUUUGUUAACGCGGAAAUACCAAAUCAAAAUUUGUGUGUUGACAGAAAUGCCAAAUUUCAUGUUUCAUGAAAGAUGAAAGUACAACCGCUGGAGUAAAAAAGGUUAAGCGACAAUGCAUGGGAUUUCCUAUAAGAAAAAGUGUAACUAAACUUUGACCUUAUCUAGAUUUUAAACUAACUACAGAAAAUUUGGUUUUGGUAUAAUAAAUGCCUUUCUGUGUGAAUAUAUAACAAGCUGCAUCA